Molecule: messenger RNA, 3611 nt
Organism: Pecten maximus
Lineage: Eukaryota; Metazoa; Mollusca; Bivalvia; Pectinida; Pectinidae
Product: sodium/glucose cotransporter 4-like
Exons: 15
Coding region: 99-2249 (716 amino acids)
Biological process (GO): transmembrane transport
Cellular component (GO): plasma membrane
Molecular function (GO): D-glucose:sodium symporter activity
Source: RefSeq, a predicted model, not a curated record
UCCUACACCCGCAAGGUGAAACUAGUACUAUACAUAGUCACGCCGACGCCCCAGAUAAGCCUACCCACACCUGUCGAGAGCCUGCCACCAGCUUCAGCAUGACAGACGAAAAAGUUUCCGGUACACUUUUGCAUUAUGGGGAUUUCAUCGUCAUCGUUGUCUAUUUUGUCUUUAUUCUUUUUGUUGGAUUAUGGACCUCCAGGCAGAACCGUGGCAGUGCUGGAGGGUAUUUCCUGGCCGGACGUAAUAUGCACUUCGUCCUGGUCGGGGCGUCCCUCUUCGCCAGUAAUAUAGGGAGCAUACAUUUUGUGGGACUGGCAGGCUCCGGGGCAGCUUCGGGCAUCGCUAUUGGUCUGUAUGAACUCAAUGCUCUGUACAUCAUGUUACUACUCGGGUAUGUCUUCCUACCAGUGUACAUAGCUUCCGGUGUUUAUACAAUGCCGGAAUACCUCAAGUGCAGGUUUGGUGGACAAAGAAUACAAAUAUCUCUUGCAGUUCUUGCCUUACUGGUGUAUAUAUUCACCAAAAUAUCAGCUGACCUGUAUGCUGGCGCCAUCUUUAUCGAACAGUCACUGAAAUGGGACAUCUAUUGGUCCAUCAUGCUCCUGUUGGGCGUGGCAGCAAUAUUUACAAUCACGGGAGGACUGACGGCUGUAAUAUGGACAGACUUCGUACAAACGAUCAUCAUGAUCAUAGGAGCGACGACCCUGAUGAUCCUUAGUUUUGUGGAGGUCGGUGGAUUCAACGGUAUGGUCGAAAAAUAUCCAUAUGCUGUAGCUAACAAUACACAAAACAACAAUUCGACGUGUGGAAAACCUCGUGACGAUUACAUGCACUUGUUCCGUAGCCCGACCACCGGGGAUCUACCCUGGCCCGGAGUAAUCGGCCUGUCAAUCAACUCCAUAUGGUACUGGUGCUCUGAUCAGGUAAUUGUACAAAGAGCGCUGGCUGCCAAGUCAUUUGACCACGCCAAGGCCGGGACCAUAUUAUGUGGGUUUCUGAAGGUGCUGCCCCUGUUUCUAUUUGUAUUCCCUGGGAUGAUUGCUCGAAUCCUUUUUCCAGACACGGUUGCCUGCUCUGAUGCCGAAACUUGUAUGGAAGUAUGUGGAAGUACAACAGGCUGUAGUAACAUAGCUUACCCAUCACUCGUCAUAAACCUAAUGCCCCCAGGAGCUCGUGGAAUGAUGUUAGCUGUGAUGUUAGCUGGACUGAUGUCCUCACUCACCUCCAUCUUUAACAGUAGCAGUACUAUCUUCGCAAUGGACGUGUGGACCAAGAUCAGAAAGUCGGCAUCAGAGCUCGAGAUCAUGAUCGUUGGCAGAGUGUCUGUACUGCUGCUCGUGGUUAUUAGUAUCAUAUGGGUGCCUGUGAUACGGGCGUCCGAGGGGAGUGAACUCUUUGUGUACAUACAAGAGGUAUCCAGCUUUACUCAGCCACCAAUCUGCUGCAUCUUCCUGCUUGGUCUCUUCUGGCCACGUCUUAACGAGAAGGGUGCGUUUUAUGGUCUCCUUGUGGGCAUGGCGAUGGGAAUGAUACGGUUUAUCGUACAAUACUCGUACACCACGCCAAAGUGUGGUGACCCUGGACCGGAUCCCCGGCCUGGUGUCAUCAAAGAUUUCCACUACCUCUACUUCUCCUGUUUCCUGUUCAUCCUCACUGGCUUAACAGCCAUUAUCAUCAGUUCUCUCACCAAACCAUUACCCAGUCAGUGUCUUUACCGACUAACGUUCUGGUCGAGACACAGCAAAAAGGAGCGUUUAGAUAUUGCCGAAUGGGAAAGGCAAGAGAGACGUAAGGACAAACAUCCUAACGACGAAGAUGAGACCAGUUUCGAGACCGAGUCACUAGAUAACAUAGAAAAGAAGAAGACGCAAAACGAAACGAACAAUGACGAGUCACACAAACUUGAAGACGAGUCACAUAAACUGAAUGACGAGCCACAUAAUCUGAAUGACGAGUCACACAAACUUGAUGAGGAGUCAUGUAAACUUAAUGGGGUGGUACACAUCCAGGAGGAGGCGAAUCAUAACAUCAACGGGAAUGGUGCCCUUGGGUGCGCCGGCUGUCUACGUCACAUUGUGAAUUGGGUAUGUGGAACUGAUCGUAACAUUGAGAUGCUGUCGUCCCAUCAGAUGAGGCGUAUCGGUAGGCUCUCUGUAGAGGAAAAUCGCCGGUGGAAAAUAACGUCCAACGUUUUAUCAGUCAUCUUAAUGGCGGCCGUAUUGGUCUUCUUCAUCUACUUCGCUUAAAUAAAUUAAAUAUUUUUAUCACUAAUAAUGCCACAGUCGCACAGCUAAAUGUUUGAAUUCCAAAGAGAUUAGAAAGCAGCAAUGUUGUGUACAGGAAAAUUAGAUAUAUGUUGUGUACAGGAAAGAAGAUAUAUUUUGUAUGUAGAUAGAUAAACAUAGGAUGCCAGAAUUUGAAGUGAGGAAGUUCCAUAGUUUCUGUCUUUGUCUUGUCACAAAACCACUGUCCAUUGGAGUAUAUUGAAUGAUCUUAUAUUUUUGUGGUAGCUUCUUUGUGUUCUGGAAAUUGUGUGUACUAUUAGCCAUACAGACCCGUUCUAAAUAAAGUCUAGUCUUCGUCUGACAUAGCUGCCUUGAAUGCGUGUUUUCGUGUUACAUUUCAAAUGAUUCCAAAAGGAGAAAUUGUUUGGCCAUUUUGAAAAAAUAAAUAAGUAAUUAAUUAAAAAAGAAAUAACAAAACCCAAAAACAAAAACGCAUUGUUAUUAUGCAGUCACUGUCGUAUGGAGGUCUAUAAAUCCGUUGCCCUGUCCAAAGCCAGUGCAUUUUGUAAUCUCGCACACAAUUUUAAAACAGACACCGACUUGAUCGGUCUGCUAAUUGUCCAUUCGAGUCGCUCAAGAUUUGUACCGAUAUAUAAUUUAGAUCAAUGACGCAAAGGGCAAUCAAUCACAAGACAAGAUACCUGGUAUAUCAGUAUACCGUUUGUAUAUAUGGGGUUGAUCGCCCCAUGAACAGUCGGGGUCAUUUUGAGACGGGGUCUCCUUGUAGAAGUCGGUGACUAGCUCAACUGACCAACAUACAGGAAGCCCGUCGUAUGCCAUCUAAGAGCAAUUUGGGUAAAGUGUUUUACCCAAGGGCCCACCCACUAUAGCACAGAACGACCCACUUCUCCGAUUCCCGUGAAAUACAAACCGACACGGGUAGGGAGCGUCGAGCCACACACAUUGAAUCUUCACAUGAGAUGAAGUGGCCGUCUCUCUAACCGACUUAGCCCCAUCCAUGUACUUUAUCCAGUCGUUAGAAUUAACCUUAAUGAGAAUUUUAAUAGAGUACGACUCGUACUUACAUGGAGUUGUUUCUCACUAUUACAGAAAACACUCCGGCUCCUGGUACUGUAACCGGAGCGGAGCUGGCUCCUUUGGUCAUUUAGACCAGUGUCUAGACAGAACAUAUCUAUUGUAAUUAAUACAUUGUAAUUAACUCAGGUCUACAUAUUAAUUAGGGUGCGAUAUAUCAAUUAAUGCUGAAUCACUUUACGCCUGGAGUGAUAGUUUAUAUUACUCUGAGAUUGUAUAUAUAUUUAUGUUUAUUGUUGAUAUCACAUGUUGUGCCUUUAAAAUUUGAAAAUAUAUAAUACUAAUUUU